Vidua chalybeata is the source of this 4301-nucleotide messenger RNA. RefSeq names its product coiled-coil domain containing 82 (gene CCDC82). Lineage: Eukaryota; Metazoa; Chordata; Aves; Passeriformes; Viduidae. Bases 222 to 1649 code for a protein of 475 amino acids. The transcript has 8 exons. Gene Ontology annotation, cellular component: nucleus. The record is from RefSeq and is a predicted model, not a curated record.
GCGAGCCGCGGAAUCCCGGGCCGGAACGGCCCCGAACGGCGCCGGGUCGGGAGGCGGCCCUGGGAGCGGCAGCGGCGCCCCAGACCCGAUUCCUUCAGUGCAGCCACGCCGGGCGCGGGCACUUCUGCUCGUCCUGAGUGAGGUGCAGCCUCUCGAGAAGUUGCUGUGCGUGCUGAGUUCUGUUUGGUGCUGGUUUCCGCGUGUGUUGCUACAGCUUUCCGAUGGGGCUAAAACCAGCUGUCAAAAGAUAUGAAACGAGAAAUAAGACGGCAGGGACAGAAGUGGCAUCAUCCAAAUCCCGAGUCGAUUGGAGACGCACUAGAAGAGCGCUCAUACUUCUUGACAGCAAUGACGAAUCCUCAGCCACCUCUGAGGAGGAGGAGGAGUCUGCCACAUCCGAAAGUGAAAUAGAUGAGAAAGAUCAAACGGCUGUGGAGAGCAGUCCUUCAGAUCAGGAGGAGAAAGACCGCCGUGGGGAAGUUGCAGAAGAUGGUGAUGAUGAGUGCGUUGUGCCUGGGAAGCGUAAGAGGUUGAGCACCUCUGUCAUGUACGACAGCGAUGAAAGUGAGGGCAGUGACAUACUUGUUAGAAAGGUUUCUGCCAAACGCCGCUGUAUCCUGGAUGACGACCAGAAUUCUGAAGAACAGCAGCCUGAUAAAACAUGCCCUACAGAGAAUGUUUCUACUAGUAGGAAACAGAAAGUGCUUGCAAAAUUGAAAGAACUUGUGAGACAAAGCACAGCUCGCGGAUCCUGCAGCAGUGCAAAUUGUGAGGAUUCUAAUAGUGAAGCAGCAGUAGAAGAGGAGCCAUUCUGUCAGUUGCCUCUCACAUCAUCAGAAGGCAGUGAAACUGACGGUGACAGCAUGAAAGAUUUUAUAGUAGAGGAAGAGGAAAAUGAUGAUGGUGAUGACAUUGACAACACAGAGCAUGUGAAGAAUGAAAAUCAGCCACAUCAAAAGCAACCAAAUCCAUCAAACAGUGAGCUGCUGGCACACUACAUCCCACAGUUAUCUCGCUGUGAUCAUUAUGUACACUUCAAAAGAAUAGUAAAGGCUUUCCUCAUAAAUGCAAUUGAUGACUCUUUUCUGAGCUCAUUAUAUGAUGGAACGAGACAAAAGAAGUAUGCACAAGAAAUGCUGCUCUCGCUUCAUUAUUUGGACAACCGCUUCAUUCAGCCUCGUCUUGAGAACUUAAUCUGUAGAAGUCGCUGGAAGGAUCGAUACAAGGACCGUGUGGAUUGUUACCCAGAUGUUCGCAUAAGCUUGCAAAAUGCAGAAAAUAUGUCUUGUCAGGCCUGUGAGCUGAAGCGGUGGUGUAAGUUCAACAUGUUGCUCUCUGGAAGGCUUUAUAAUAGUGAAACUUUGGAAGUGGAUGACUUCAUGUCAGAAGAUAAACAGGUUUUGAAGGUUGGCACGGUGUGUGCAAAUCGUACAAGAGUUUAUCACAACUUGAAACACUUCAAGUACAAGUUAUACAUGAAUUGCUGCUCCAUUGUUGAAUCAGAUGGUGUUGAGGAUGAACCAGUCAAAGACACUGUAGAGCGGCUUUUCAGCCACUUGGAAGAGACUGGGUGGAUUCAGAAGAGAUACAAUGAACUUGAAGAUUACAUGGAAGAUGCAGACAAUUUUCAAGAAGAAAAAAUUGAUUAAGAGGUCAUAUAGCUCUUUGAAAGACAUCUUUAAAAAUGUGAAUGGCCUACUUCAUCUGCAUGCACUUUAUCUCUGCCCGGACUUCAAGAUUUCUAUGUAGGCUGUUACACCUAAAUUCAUAUGCCUUUAAAUUAGUUUGAUAAUGUGCUGUAUCUUUUUUUUCUUAUCUGUAUCAAUACAAAUCCAAAGUUUUACCAAAUCAGUCCUUCCAGUCUUACUGCAUUAAUCACUUUAAGUUUACUACUGUUAGUAAUAUCAGUUCAAUAUCUAUUUACUUGUGAAAUAAAAUUCCCACCUAUUCAGAUUGAGCAGCUUUGUAGAGAACAGAGGAGAUGCUGAGAUCUUUUGAAGUGGGCAUAUUGGAAAGGUAAGGCUUUCUUAUACUAGAACUUAAGACUUGUAUCUUACCUUCCUUAUUGCUCAUUAUGUGCAAGUAAGUCCAGUCAGUUAGAAUGAUAGUUACAACAAACAGGACCCAAAUGCAAUUUGGUCCUCUGGGGAAUCAGUAUUUCUCCUCUCCUCUGAGGGAAUCACUAUAGACAGUUGCAAGGCAACAGAGGAAAUGCUCUGCAGUCCUGACUGCAUUUGCACCACAGUAGUCAUUCCUCUCUUGAGAAAGUAGGUGAUGAGUCACAGCAUGGGCGUCAUACAGACUGAGCCUGGCUUAGCCAUCUAAAUGAACACAUGGGCCCACAUUGCUGUCUCUGAUAAGUGGCUGGGGCAAUUUACUGAGAUUUUAAACAUCAGGUUACAUUGUGCAAACGUAAUGGCAGCAACUUGGAGUAACUGCAGUCCUAGGAGAAUGGAUUAAUAUGCCCAUGCAAGAUAAGCAAGAAUUCUUCCAGUGUAACUUAACAGAAAGAAGGAGUUAGUCAGAAACAAGAUGCAUGGCAUGCCAGAAUUGCAUGAAACCCAAAUCAGAGUAGAUUUUGAAGGAUUUUGGAAGGGCUAAGUAUGGUACUGCCCAUUCUGAAAAAUUGGACAAGAACUGUAAAUAUGUGCUCACAGCCCAGAAAGCCAACUGUGUCCUGGGCUGCAUCCAAAACAGCAUGGCCAGCAGGCUGAGGGAGGUGAUUCUGCCCCUCUGCUCUUAUGAAACCCUACCUGGAGAGCUGCAUCCAGCUGUAGGGUCCCACCACAGGAAAGACAGGACAUGCUGGAGCAAUGGCUCAGCAUGUGACCCAGAGGAGGGUCACUAAAUUGAUCACAGGGCUGGCUGUACAUAGGCUGAGAGAGUUGGGGUUGUUCAGUCUGGAGAAGGGAAGGCUCUGGGGGACCUUAUUGCAACCUUUAACUAUUUAAAGGGGGCCUACAAGGAAGAUGGAGAGGGACUUUUUACCAAGGCCUGUAGUGACAGGACAACAAGUUUUAAACUCAAAGAAGGUAGGUAUAGAUGGCCAUAGGGGGAGAAAUUUUUUACUGUGAGGUUUAUGAGGCACUGGCACAGAUUACCCAAAGAAGAUGUGCGUGCCCGCCCCUGGAAGGGUGUUAAGGUUAGGUCAGGAUGGGGCUUUGAGAAACCUGGUAUACUGGAAGAUAUUCCUGGCCCUUAUGAUCCUUAAAGGUCCCUUCCAACCCAAAUUACUCAGUGUUUCUGUCCCUGUAUUUUGGGCUGCAUAUAAAAAGAAUCAGAUAUAGCCUAAGAUAAAAUGCAGGGCACAGUGUUUUGAAUCCUACAUCUUGCUGUAUGCGCAUACUCUAUUAGUCUUUUGUGGCUGAACAACUUAGUGAAAGAUACUGUUAACACACUGAAUCCUUUUAACAUGUUACUCUCAGCAGUAAAACUAAUGGAACCUGAUUUCUCAUAGAUUUGUCCAUAAGAAGUCACCACAUUUGUUUUGCCACUUUACUGGGAACAGAUAUGCCAGUUGGGUAGGCAACUGCUACCAGAUGUAUUGCUUAACAAUGAAUAUCUGCUGCCUUUUUUACAUAUCGUUCCUUAGAUUUAUCAUUCACUACUCUUUUUUUUCUAGCAUUCAUUGUGAGAAAUUAACUGCUUUUACUUUUUUAAGGAUUUGAAAUUCAGCAAUGCUUUAAAUGCUAUUAGGCUGAGUUAGUAGCAUCAGUACUCGUUUUUACCACAUGUAGAUACAAGAUACACAAAACCAAGAUGAAAAUUCCUAGUAAACAGAUUGAGAAUUGCUCUCAAGUAAACUUACAUUGAAGAUAUUUUUCCAUACCUACUGAGGUUUGGUAUGUCUUAUAUCUAUCUCUCUGAUUACCAAAGCUGAAGGUUUCCCUCCCUAUUCUCUGUUCUGGGAAUAUUGGUGGGAACACACCCAUCAACUUAAAAGUACUCAGGAAUCUAUCUUGAAUAUAUCCCUUUUAGUUAUUGAUACCUCACUUCUUUCUGUUAACAAAAUCUCUGUAUAGUUUGGUUUGCUUCUCUAGAACAUAACAUACAUUUGGUGUACCUUAAUUCUUACAAAGGAGAAAACCAUUAUGAAAUGAGUUCUGUACCAUGUAAUAGAAUAUGUCCUCUUAGAGCCUUCCUGGCUGGUCCUGACUUUUGCUACCAUAUGAAUAUUCUGAAAACUCUCAAGUCUAUGACUUUGCUUUAAAAUUUUGUUGUCAAAAUGAAUGGCUGAUCUCUCAUUUUGCUACAUUAAAACAAUUCACUACCAAAAUAAAGAAUAAGUUUGUGAAACUCUG